UGGUAACUCAAAGAUUCAGUAACUUUUAACUGCACCGGCAUUCUUAUAUAUAACAACACCAAUAUAUUUCUCUAAGCCAACACCAAUCAAGUUCGAGAAAACAGGCAAAUGACAACCUCCAUCAAGAACAACUUUCUGCCUCCUGCUCUCAUCUCAAAUCUACAGCAAGUUUUGAUUGCCAGAAACGACGUCGAAGGCAGCGGCCCAGUGAGCAGUCCCCAGAGCAAUGUAUCAUGCGAUGAAGAUUGUGACAAGGAUAUCAUUCUUGUUACAAACGGAGAAGGAAUUGAUUCUCCUGGCCUUACCUCUCUUGUCGAAGCUCUCGUUGCCGAUGGCCGUUUCAGUGUUCACGUCUGUGCUCCUCAAAUGGAUAGAUCCGUAUCAGGUCACUCAGUGACACUUGGAGAGACUCUUGCUGCUUCUUCGGUUGAUAUUACAGGCGUUAAAGCUGCAUAUGAAGUUUCGGGAAAUCCUGCGGAUUGUGUUUCUUUAGCGUUAUCUGGUGCAUUGUUUUCCUGGUCUAAGCCUGUUUUGGCGAUCAGUGGAAUAAACAGAGGAUCAAGUUGCGGACACAACAUGUACUACUCAGGUGCUGCUGCGGCUGCUAGAGAGGCACUGAUUUGUGGUGUACCGUCUGUGUGCAUAUCACUGAACUGGAAGAAUGGGGUAAGCUCCGAAAAUGAUUUGAAGGAUGCAGCCAGUGUUUGUUUGCCAUUAAUCUACGCUGCUACAAGAGACAUCAAGAAGGAGAGUUUUCCCGAAGCUUGCUUGUUGAACAUAGAGAUCCCCACUUGUCCCAUUGCAAACAAGGGCUUUAAAGUUACCAGGCAGAGUCUAUGGAGAUCCUCUUUGAGCUGGCAAUCAGUAUCAGUAAACAGACAUCCUUCUGCUGGUCAUUUUAUGUCCAACCAGCAAAGCCUUGGUAUCAAGCUUGCGCAACUCAGCCGAGAUGCCUCCGCAGCUGGUGCAGCUCGCCGCCUGAACUCACAGAGGAAGAACGUGGAGGUAGAAUCUGUUGGGAUUGCAGGAAAAGUUAAUGCCCCACAAACUGUAAAGAAAUACUUCCGUCUAGAGUUCUCAGAAAAGGAGCAGAAGAGUGCUGAGGAGGAUCUAGACAUUAGAGCACUUGAAGAUGGAUUUGUUGCGGUGACUCCCUUUUCCUUGACUGUCCAACCAGAAAUCUCAGCUUUGAUGUCCAACUGGAUUGCAGCUGCGCUUGCUGGCAAGCAAUAAAGCCACCUCUGCGAGGCAGCACUGGAUAUUAAUUGUGUAUGCUAGAGAAUGCCAAUCAGAUUAUUAUAUUGUUUGAAAUUCAAUUAGAUGUCAAUGGUAUGGAAGUAUGUUUUUGGAUGGACCCAACUGGCGCUAACUAUUAGUCUACCUGCUUAGCCAAAUCUUAUGGAGAACAAAUUAUGAA
Ricinus communis (castor bean) is the source of this 1417-nucleotide messenger RNA. RefSeq names its product 5'-nucleotidase SurE. Gene Ontology annotation, molecular function: nucleotidase activity. The record is from RefSeq and is a predicted model, not a curated record. Lineage: Eukaryota; Viridiplantae; Streptophyta; Magnoliopsida; Malpighiales; Euphorbiaceae. The coding region runs from base 109 to 1233 and encodes 374 amino acids. The transcript has 10 exons.